This is a messenger RNA of Adelges cooleyi (spruce gall adelgid), 1549 nucleotides long. RefSeq lists its product as uncharacterized. NCBI's taxonomy places the organism in Eukaryota, Metazoa, Arthropoda, Insecta, Hemiptera, Adelgidae. The coding region runs from base 239 to 748 and encodes 169 amino acids. The record is from RefSeq and is a predicted model, not a curated record. The transcript is spliced from 2 exons.
AAACUCGCAUGUACGGACUUAUAUAACGAAUCCGCGUUAGAGACGGAGCACACGAGUUGGCGCUAUAAUAUUUUCGCGCAUAUACAAACAUCAUAGGACACAAACCAAACGUGCUCACAGAACAAAUUCGUGUGAAAGUCACUGCACCGUUUCAUGCGAACAUAAUAAGAUGUUUGGGAUGCCGGUGCUUAUACCCAAUAACGUUCUAUAGUUUGUGAAAAACGCCAUCAGUCAAAUUAUGAAACAUUUGUGUACAUUAGUGCUUUUUGCUCUUUUCGCGUGUACAGCGCUCAGCGAUGCCGUGGAAUUCCAAGAUUACAACGACGCCUCACCGGAGUCGCGCACCCAUAAACAUAAACUCAAGAAGUUGAAGAAACGGUUGUUAUUGCACUGUCUGCUGUCGCACCAUAGACGCAGGAGGGACACGGCCGCCACCGGACGGUUCUUGUUACCCUUACCCAUAGUGCUCCAGAGCACCAAUGUCAACGUCAACGACGGUGUUACUAACGGAGAAGGUAAUUACGGCAACGGCGAAUACCAUCAAGGCGCCGGUAAUGGCGGUUACGAUCCGGAGUGCAUGCAAAUGCUGAAUAACCAUGGACCUUUGCUGACGGGCGCAAUAAGCAGUGCGGGUAGCAUCGCCGGUUUGGGCGACAGCGGCAGCCGCAACGGUUACGCCGCUGAUUGGGACCGGUACGCCAGGCAGUUCCACAGAACUUUCGUCAGACCGUUAUACCGGUUGUUUUAAAAACACUAAUUUGAUGAGUAGUGUUUAAAAUGUUCACUAUUAUUGUCUAUUUGUAUGGAACAAGUGCAGUUUAGUUCCCACACGCCUUUUUCAAAUUUUUUUUUGGACUAUAUGUACUUUUUUACGAUAAAAAUUAUGGUGAAGUCAGAUUUUGGGGAUCGGACUUACUUUUGAAGUUAUAAGCAAAAACUUCAUUUUCGUCAUUUUUUAAAAAGUGCAAUAACUUGGUAAAAAUGAACUUUAAAAAAAAAAUUGUUAUUCAAAAUACGUAUUUUUAUAAGACUAAAAGAAUGGUGCAACCCAAAUUUUAAUAUCAUACUUACUUUUCAAGUUAUAAGCAAUAACUUCAUUUUCGUAUUUUUUUUUUUAAAACCGUAUAACUUUUUUAAAAAUCUAAUGGAGACACAAAACGGCAGGUCGCCGGGUAUUAUCGCUUCGCUCCGCUAAACUAAAAAUAUCCUAGGUUUGCAGGCUUCAGUCUAGGAGGAGGUCACAGGUUUAAAUUUAAGUAAAUCUUAGUAUUAAUAUCUACAAGGUAUUACGGCAAAAAAAAAAAAGGACCACGACGGGCGAGAGACGUCCUCGCGUCGGCCGUUACCGUUAUAAUAUAGUGACGCGCACACGCAAAAAUCGCCUUUACAGUUUUUUACGAAUAACUCAAUAGUUAAUGAAGCUAGAGCAAUUCUGAUUUUACCAAAAACUUCAAAAUUAAAAAACAAAUAUAAUGGAAAAAAAAAAUAUUUAAAAAUGUUGAUUUUUAAAAAAGUUAUAGGGUUUUUAAAAAAAAAUACGAACAUGAAG